AAAUAAUAUAUGCAACACACAAGCUAAUUAAAUUUCGCCGAAAUUAAUAAACUUGAGCUAAAAAUAAUGUAACACGCUGCAAUUUUUGCUAAAUUGCCCAAAUGUUGUCCAUCACUUUCAUAUAUUGCACUAAAUUACUGUUUUAGUUGUUCUACAUGUUAAAAAUAGUUUCAAACCAUUAUAAAUGGCAUGUUUUAACAUAGAACUUGGACACUGCUAGCAAAUUUUGAUAUUUGGUAAGUACAAUUUCAUAUUGUUUUAUGUAACGUAACGAAAGAGACAGCAGCAAUAUUUUUACUAAUAACAAUUAAUUAUAAACGUAACUGCCACAUCCAUAUGCCAUUUUUGGCUUCACUUUUAGAGUAUAUAAACUGGAAUUGUAGGAACAGAAAUCAUUCACAAUUCAUUUGUGCUUUCAAACAACAACAAUUCCAGCAAUAAACAUGCUUGCGAAAAUUGUGGUUUUGUCCGCCAUUUUGGGAUGUGCACUGAGUGCUCCCCAUGGUACAUCAUACGCCUCAGUCAACCAACACUUUGAUAAUCAUCAUGAUGGCCAUAAUGAACACCACUACGAUAUCCACGACCAUGAUGAUCAUCAUGCUUAUGAUAAUCAUGUUGAUCAUCACUAUGUAGCUCAUGAGAACGAUUGGGAACAUCAUUACGAAGAACCUAGCGUUGAAGUAGCUCAUUAUGACCAUCACGAUGACCAUCACGAUGACCACCAUGAGGAGCAUCACGAUCAUCAUCCCAAGUAUGAAUUCAAAUAUGGCGUUGAAGAUCACCACACGCAUGACAUGAAGUCCCAGGAAGAGCACCGCGAUGGCGAUGUUGUCAAGGGACACUACAAGCUGGUUCAACCCGACGGCAGGACUCGCAUUGUUCAUUACACCGCUGAUAAGCACAAUGGAUUCAAUGCUGAUGUCACCUAUUCGGGACAUGCCGAUCAUCCGUCUCAUCACGAACAUUACUAGAUCGAUUUAUUUGACUGAGUGAUAUGAAUGGGACUAUGAUAAUGUUGUGAUCAAGAUGGAUAUAGCUAUUUAUUUUUUGUAUAUUGACCUACCUACUGUCAAAUGUUUAUA
This is a messenger RNA of Dalotia coriaria, 1082 nucleotides long. Its product is annotated as histidine-rich glycoprotein-like. The record is from RefSeq and is a predicted model, not a curated record. Bases 444 to 971 code for a protein of 175 amino acids. NCBI's taxonomy places the organism in Eukaryota, Metazoa, Arthropoda, Insecta, Coleoptera, Staphylinidae. Gene Ontology annotation, cellular component: extracellular matrix. The transcript has 2 exons.